Haliotis rufescens (red abalone) is the source of this 5515-nucleotide messenger RNA. Its product is annotated as proline-rich protein 36-like. The record is from RefSeq and is a predicted model, not a curated record. The transcript has 7 exons. Lineage: Eukaryota; Metazoa; Mollusca; Gastropoda; Lepetellida; Haliotidae. The coding region runs from base 2932 to 5061 and encodes 709 amino acids.
AUGUCGCUUGCACAACUGGUUGUAACCGAGCAUUGUGUAUAUCGGGGAUGGCUUUAUAACGGGGAAUGUAGAGUAUGAUGGGAAUCAUUUAUAUGCUGAAGGGAUGUAUUGUGUAAUCGGCUGCUGUUAUAGGGAAGCGUUAUAGCGGGAAUGCUGGAGUGAGCGAGUAUGUUUUUUACGUCGCUUUUAGCAAAAUUCCAGCAAUAUCACAGCGGGGGACAGCAGAAAUGGGCUUCUCACAUUGUAACCAUGUGGGACUGGAACCCGAGAAUUUGGUGUGUGGGGCGGACGCUAUAACCACGAGGCUGCCACACCGCCCCGGGUAUGCUUAUACACAGAGCACGCAUAUAUGAUCAGUUACAAUGUCUUCAAAUGUCGCUUUAACAAAUACAGCACACUUUUAACAUAACUUAACUAUUAUUAUUGUUUAAUCCAUUUUCAGACACUGUUGUUAGAUUAAUGACUAACAAAUACCUGUAUCUAAGUCCGCAGUCACCAAAUAUAUUAAAUGUUGAAUUCUUAGACAAUAGAACAUAUAACACAUUGGGAAAGGGUCGGACAUAGAGAUAAGGGUGGACAUAGAGAAAGGGGUGGACAUAGAGAUAGGGGAUGACGUAGCUAAAGGGUGGACAUAGAGAAAGGGGUGGACGUAGAGAAAGGGGUGGACGUAGCUAAAGGGUGGACGUAGCUAAAGGGUGGACGUAGAGAAAGGGUCGGACAUAGAGAUAAGGGUGGAAAUAGAGAAAGGGGAUGACGUAGCUAAAGGGUGGACAUAGAGAAAGGGGUGGACGUAGCUAAAGGGUGGACGUAGCUAAAGGGUGGACGUAGCUUAAGGGUGGACAUAGAGAAAGGAGUGGACGUAGCUAAAGGGUUGACAUAGAGAAAGGGGUGGACGUAGCUAAAGGGUGGACAUAGAGAAAGGGGUGGACGUAGCUAAAGGGUGGACAUAGAGAAAUGGGGUGGACGUAGCUAAAGGGUGGACACUGAGAAAGGGUUGGACGUAGCUAAAGGGUGGACACUGAGAAAGGGGUGGACGUAGCUAAAGGGUGGACAUAGAGAAAGGGGUGGACGUAGCUAAAGGAUGGACACUGAGAAAGGGGUUGACGUAGCUAAAGGGUGGACAUAGAGAAGGGUGUGGACGUAGCUAAAGGGUGGACAUAGAGAAAGGGGUGGACGUAGCUCAAGGGUGGACACUGAGAAAGGGGUGGACGUAGCUAAAGGGUGGACAUAGAGAAAGGGGUGGACGUAGCUAAAGGGUGGACAUAGAGAAAGGGGUGGACGUAGCUAAAGGGUGGACAUAGAGAAAGGGGUUGGCAUAGCUAUAUACAUGGACUCAGGAAAUCAGCUUAGGCAGAAUGAAGGGGUUUUGACAUUUAGUUCAUAACUUACAUUGAUGACUAAGCGUUGUUUACAUGUCAGGGUUAACGCUGGUUAUUGUAGACAUGUGUUAUUACAUAUUGUGGAUAACAUAUGUAAAAUCUCCUUGACGAAACGAUGUGUGUUUUACUGUCGUUACAGGUAUGCGUGAAGCCCAUUUCUGGUGUCACCGUCGUGAUAUUGCUGGAAUAUUGCUAAAAGCGGCGUAAAACCACACUCACUCACUCCAUGACGAACACGUGCACUGUCUGUGUCUAUAGGUGCAUGGCUACACGCGUACAUGAUGACAACACAUACACUCUUUCAGGGUCUCCCACAGGCAGCAACAUCAAUGGCAACAACGUUAACAGCGACAACAGUGGCAACGACUUCGGUCACAAUGGCGACACCGACGGUGCCAACUAUGCUAGAAUCAGGCGGCAAGUAACAGAAGGCGGGAGCAGAGACACCGUCAAAGGACAGCAGUUACGGCAACGGCAACACCAACAACACCAACAGCGGCAGCAAGAGCGAAUGGCGGAAAACGUGAGAGCGGCAACAGCAACAGCGGCAACGGCAACAGCCUAACCAGGAGCUGCUGUGUGUAUUGGAUGAAGCGCAGAGGACUUCGAGCAGGGGAAGGAUCCGCAAGCCGGCGGGUUUUGUGCAGAUGACGCUGGGAGGAAGGAUGUCGAGCGUUGUCACGAAGGAUCAGGCUUAAGUCAUUCGGAAAAGGCGGAGAUAGAUUUCGAGCCUCGGUUGUCACAACCACAGCCUCAGCCUCAGCCUCAGCCUCCAGCUGUCAUUGAUCUCAGUCAACAGCCGAGCAGUCAAUGAGCAAGUUCUCCUCCACCGUCGGCGACCACGUUCAUCUGGUGUUAUCUCCCAGAUGCGGUGUGAUGACAAGCUACCUUCUCCAACACCUAUGCCAAUUACACUGCUUCAUGUGCAGGAAUUGGCACCCUCUGAUACAUUCGAUAUCCAUGUAUCUUAUCACUGAAUCAUACAAAUCAUUUCAAUCCACCAAGAUCCAAAGAUGACAACUUAACAGGCACCCUUGCCGCAGCUGUACACCACGCCCGUCUACCACGCCCGUCUACCACGCCCACCUACAACAACCGUCUACCACACCCGUCUUCCACACCCGUCUACAAAAGCCCAUCUUCCACACCCGUCUACCACGCCCGUCUACCACGCCCGCCUACAACACCCGUCUACCACGCCCGCCUACAACAACCGUCUACCACGCCCGUCUACCACACCCGUCUACCACGCCCGCCUACAACACCCGUCUUCCACGCCCGUCUACCACACCCGUCUACCACGCCUGCCUACAACACCCGCCUACAACACCCGUCUUCCACGCCCGUCUACCACGCCCGCCUACAACACUCGUCUACCACGCCCGCCUACAACACCCGCCUACAACACCCGCCUACAACACCCGUCUACCACGCCCGCCUACAACACCCGUCUACCACGCCCGCCUACAACACCCGUCUACCACGCCCGCCUAAACAGCACCCGUCUACCACGCCCGCCUACAACACCCGUCUCCCACUCCUGCUAUUGUCUAUGGUGUGGCCGUUGCCACCCACCUCAAUCGCCACCCACCUCAGUUGCCAUCCGCCUCAGAUGCCACCCACCUCAGUUGCCACCCGCCUCAGAUGCCACCCACCUCAGAUGCCACCCGCCUCAGAUGCCACCCGCCUCAGAUGCCACCAAUCUCAGAUGCCACCCACCUCAGAUGCCACCCAUCUCAGAUGCCACCCGCCUCAGAUGCCAUCCGCCUCCGAUGACCCCCAUCUCAGAUGCCACCCGCCUCAGAUGCCACCAAUCUCAGAUGCCACCCGCCUCAGAUGCCACCCACCUCAGAUGCCACCCGCCUCAGUCGCCAUCCGCCUCAGAUGCCACCUACCUCAGAUGCCACCCGCCUCAGAUGCCACCCGCCUCAGAUGCCCCCCAUCACAGAUGCCACCCGCCUCAGAUGCCACCCGCCUCAGAUGCCACCCGCCUCAGAUGCCCCCCAUCUCAGAUGCCACCCGCCUCAGAUGCCACCCGCCUCAGUUGUCACCCAUCUCAGAUGCCACCCGCCUCAGAUGCCACCCGCCUCAGAUGCCACCCAUCUCAGAUGCUUCCCGCCUCAGUUGCCACCCGCCUCAGUUGCCACCCGCCUCAGUUGCCAGCCAUCUCAGAUGCCACCCGCCUCAGUUGCCACCCACCUCAGUUGCCACCCACCUCAGAUGCCACUCGCCUCAGAUGCCACCCACCUCAGAUGCCAACCGCCUCAGAUGCCACCCGCAUCAGUUGCCACCCGCCUCAGAUGCCACCCGCCUCAGAUGCCACCCAUCUCAGAUUUGCGCCUCAGUUGCCAGCCAUCUCAUUUGUCACCCGCCUCAGUUGCCACCCGCCUCAGUUGCCACCCACCUCAGAUGCCACCCGCCUCAGUUGCCAGCCAUCUCAGUUGUCACCCGCCUCAGUUGCCACCCAUCUCAGUUGCCACCCGCCUCAGUUGUCACCCGCCUCGGAUGCCACCAACCUCAGUUGUCACCCGCCUCAGUUGCCACCCGCCUCAGCUGCCACCCACCUCAGAUGCCACCCGCCUCAGUUGCCAGCAACCCCAGUUGCCAGCAACCUCAGCCGCCACCCGCCUCAGAUGCCACCCAUCUCAGAUGCUUCCCGCCUCAGUUGCCAGCCAUCUCAUUUGUCACCCGCCUCUGUUGUCACAUGCCUCAGUUGUCACCCGCCUCAGUUGUCACCCGCCUCAGUUGUCACCCGCCUCAGUUGCCACCCGCCUCAGUUGUAACCCGCCUCAGUUGUCACCCGCCUCAGUUGCCACCCGCCUCAGCUGUCACCCGCCUCAGUUGCCACCCGCCUCAGUUGUCACCCGCCUCAGUUGUCACCCGCCUCAGUUGCCACCCGCCUCAGUUGUCACCCGCCUCAGUUGUCACCCGCCUCAGUUGUCACCCGCCUCAGUUGCCACCCGCCUCAGUUGUCACCCGCCUCAUUUGUCACCCGCCUCAGUUGCCACCCGCCUCAGUUGCCGGCAACCCCAGUUGCCACCUACCUCAGUUGCCACCCUUCUCAGUUGCCACCUACCUCAUUUGUCACCCGCCUCAGAUGCCACCCGCCUCAGUUGCCACCCGCCUCAGUUGCCAGCCAUCUCAUUUGUCGCCCGCCUCAGUUGCCACCCGCCUCAGUUGCCACCAACCCCAGUUGCCACCCAUCUCAGAUGCCAUCCGCCUCAGAUGCCAGCCAUCUCAGUUGUCACCCGCCUCAGUUGUCACCCGCCUCAGUUGCCACCCAUCUCAGUUGCCACCCGCCUCAGUUGUCACCCGCCUCGGAUGCCACCAACCUCAGUUGCCACCCGCCUCAGUUGCCACCCGCCUCAGUUGCAACCCGCUUCAGUUGCCACCCGCCUCAGUUGCCACCCGCCUCAGUUGUCACCCGCCUCAGUUGCCACCCGCCUCAGUUGUCACCCGCCUCAGUUGCCACCCGCCUCAGUUGCCACCCGCCUCAGUUGCCACCCACCUCAGUUGCCACCCACCUCAGUUGCCACCCGCCUCUGUUGCCACCCACCUCAGUUGCCACCCACCUCAGUUGCCACCCGUCUCAGUUGCCACCUGCCACCCGCCUCAGUUGCCACCCGCCUCAGAUGCCACCCAUCUCAGCAGCUCAAAGUGUGAACAGCGAAUAGUCUUGUGAAGCUCAAACAUAUGGUCAAAUGUGUGUGUGACGUCACCAACCUCCAACCCCAUCUAACAAUGUUAUGCAACGACGCUCUGGUUGGACAUGUCGAACGUGCUCUACUCGAGCAACAACCUUGCACUAUUCAGGGGACACAAGCCAGACAAUGGAAAUUAAUUUCGUGUCUAAAACCAUUGCAUUCACAAUGUUUUAUCAAUUAUAGUCCCAUGUUUCCACGUCCAUAAUCCACACAAUGUUGCUGCAAUAUUGAUUCAGUGUUGUAAGACUAACUGACUGAACAUCUCAUGCUGUCCCUAACAGGCGUGCAAGUCCUAUUAGUCAACUUAUCAUAAUUUAUCAUCCAAAACUGGCUCCCACAGGAGAUAUUGCUACACUGUAGAUAUCGCUGCAAUGAAAUUACAUCACAAUGCUUUGCAGACCAUUGUGACAUCACUGGUUACCAUGACGUCAC